This is a messenger RNA of Geodia barretti, 423 nucleotides long. NCBI's taxonomy places the organism in Eukaryota, Metazoa, Porifera, Demospongiae, Tetractinellida, Geodiidae. The record is from the annotation of a GenBank genome assembly.
CUGCUGGAAUAUGGCGUCCGCAACAUCAUCGACCUUCGCCGCAGCAGCGACCUGCAGUUCAGGCCUAGCCCCUUCAUCGGCAACGAGUCCGUCACCUACUACCACCAGAACAUGUCCGGCGACGUGGGACUCGCCCAUAGGGAGGUGCUCGAUGGAAUCGAGGACCAAGCCGAACGGCGGGGUAGGUCGUACUGUUCAAUACUCGACCAGCGAAAGCACAUCCUCCACCAGAUCUUCUCGAUCCUCGCCAUGCCCGACGGCCUCCCAGCCCUCGUCCACUGCAACGCCGGCAAGGACAGGGCCGGUAUCACCGCCGCCUUCGUGCUGGACAUCUGCGGCGUUCCCGCGAGACCAUCAUCGAGGACUACGGUCUCACCGCCCGCUAUCUCGUUCGCCGUUACUACGCGCAGAAUCCCGACGUGA